This is a messenger RNA of Ciona intestinalis (vase tunicate), 7647 nucleotides long. The record is from RefSeq and is a predicted model, not a curated record. NCBI's taxonomy places the organism in Eukaryota, Metazoa, Chordata, Ascidiacea, Phlebobranchia, Cionidae.
UGUAUUCUAUUUGAAUAAGAAACAAUAUGGCUGUAUUUUAGAAGCACUUAGUUAAUAAUGCCGGACCAAAUUGUAAAGCAUUCCAUAAUUUCGAAACACGGCACCAUAGGCUACUAAAUCAUCAUGAACUCAUUCAUGAAAAUUUCUCAUAAUGGUAAUCAACAAAGAAAAGGAUACAGGGGGAAUUGAUAAGAACAUUAAAAUGACAGCAGAGGAUUCAACGAAGCUAUUUGAAAAUUUCGUACAAGCACAAACAUGUAUUCAAGUGAUUUCAACAUUCCAAAACCUGUGCGAGGCUGUGGCACUCCAGUAUCCUCCAAGUCAAUCUUCUUCUUCUGCGCAAUGUUCAUUUUAUCCAAGGUUAAAAAACUCUCUCUCCUCUUCAUGGAGAGCAAAGUCACUGUUCGGAAAACUUGACAAGCGUUACUUGUGCAAGGAAUAUUUUGCAGAUCAGAGACUGUACAAAAGUGGAAGCCGGCGUGCCGCUGAAGACCUUAAGGUCCUUAUUAUUGGAGCUGGGCCAUGUGGUCUCCGAACAGCAAUUGAGAUGGCAUGUCUUGGUGCAAAGACAGUAGUUGUUGAGAAACGUGAUACAUUUUCAAGAAAUAAUGUUCUUCACCUGUGGCCUUAUAUUAUUACUGAUUUAAAGACAUUGGGAGCAAAGAAGUUUUACGGAAAGUUUUGCGCUGGUGCUAUUGACCACAUUUCCAUUCGUCAGCUUCAGCUGAUAUUGCUCAAGAUUGCACUGAUCCUUGGCGUUGAGGUGGUGUUCAAUGUUUCCUUCGAAGGCUUGUGUCCGCCCACGCAAACUGAAGCAAGCCAGACAGCCAACAAAGGCUGGACUGCGAGGGUCUCACCAAGCAACCACAGCCUGAGGAACUAUGAGUUUGAUGUUGUUGUGGGUGCAGACGGGAAGAGGAACACUUUACAAGGCUUCAAGCGGAAGGAGUUUCGAGGCAAGCUAGCAAUUGGAUUAACCGUAAACUUUAUCAACCGCCACACAACUGCUGAGGCAAAAGUUGAAGAAAUAAGUGGAGUUGCUUACAUCUUCAACCAACAGUUUUUUAAAGAUCUACAAAGUGAGACGGGUAUUGAUCUUGAAAACAUUGUUUAUUACAAAGGAGAGACUCACUACUUCGUUAUGACAGCAAAGAAACACAGUCUCGUCUCUAAAGGUGUUUUAAAGCAGGAUUAUGACAACACAAACGAACUGCUGUGUUAUAACAACAUUGAUCAAGAAGAACUGAUGAAAUAUGCAAAAGAGGCAGCAGAUUUCUCCACCAGACAUCAACUGCCCCACUUAGACUUUGCUAUCAAUCAAUACGGACAAUCUGAUAUCGCACUGUUUGAUUUUACGUGCAUGUACGCAGCUGAGAACGCAGCUUUAUUCCGUGAAACAUACAGACAAAAACUACUCUGCUGCCUGGUUGGUGACAGUCUGCUUGAGCCAUUUUGGCCUAUGGGUACAGGGUGUGCGCGAGGUUUCCUUGCAGCAUUUGAUCUUGUGUGGAUGACCAAGCAGCUUGCUUUGAAGAGAAAGUGUUCAAACUAUGAUCCAAAUGAUAAUAAAGUUGAGUUGGCUGUUCUUGCUGAGCGAGAGUCAAUCUACAGGGUGUUGCAUCAAACUACACCACAAAAUACAAUGAAAAAUCAUCAGGAUUACACCAUAGCUCCAAGCACAAGAUAUGCAAAUCUCAACUUAAAGGCGGUCACUCCUUCCCAAGUCAAGCCACUGUAUAUUAGUGACCAGCCUAUCAACGAUGAGUUGGAUAUAGUUGAUACUGAAGCAACACCCAUGGUUGUUGACCUUGUUGAACCACCAAAUGUUCACAAAAGUUUUUUAACCAGAAAAGUAUCCAUGGUGCGCCCAUCCAAGUUGCUAUCGUGGUGCCAAAAGAUGACCGAAGGUUACCCCGGGGUAGAGGUCAACGACCUCACCUCAUCUUGGAGAAAUGGGUUAGCUUUAUGUGCAAUUGUGCAUCGUUAUCGACCGGAUCUUAUCGAAUGGAGUCAACUAACCCACACCAAUAUUCAAACCAACAAUCAACUGGCAUUUGACGCAGCCGAACAACAUCUUGGCAUUUCUCCUGUGAUGACCGGCAAAGAAAUGGCUGAAAAACCAGAAGUCGAUCAUCUUAUGAUGCUCACUUACAUUUCACAGUUUUAUGAAGUUUUUAAGAACGAGAAACCUUCCGAUCUCAAGUCAAAUGUCAACGCAGAAAGUGGGGAAGUCCCUACCACCCCAACAAGCCCCAGCGGGUUAAGCUCCACAUCACCCUUCGGACUAAUCACUCGACUUCUUUCGAAAAAGAGAUCUUUGCAUGACAACCAAGAAAAGACUGGAAAGAAAAAGAAGUUUACCGGUCCAUUCCACAAAAAGAAAACCAAUUCCCCUGAACCUGAGGUGGUACAGAACAAAGAGAACCAAAGCACUGCGAGAAAAGAUGUGAUAACAGUUGGAGGCACUGAUGUUAAACUACGACCUAAAACAUCGACUUCCGAUUCAAAGUUGGUGAGCGAUCGUGCCAGCAACAGGAUCAGCGCGUUGUCAAAUCAACUCAUUUCACAAUGGCAACAAAAUGGAUCUGAAACACGAAGUAACCCCAAACACAACCUGACUCCCAAACCAUCUGCAAGUGAUAAAUGUUAUUUCUGUGACCGACGCGUGUACAUCGUUGAAAGGUUGAGUGCUGAAGGUUUUUUCUUCCAUAGACAGUGCUUCGUAUGUACUCACUGUGGUGUGACCCUCAGACGUGGUGGAUAUGAAUUCGACAAAGAAUCAGGAAAAUUCUAUUGCCGGGCUCACUACUUCGCUCAUUCUGAAAACUUUAAAAUGGCCGCUGCAAAACCGCAAAAGCAAGCUGUGCGCAAAUCAAGUGAAUCUGAUGAUAAGAUAACACCGCUACCAAGUGAUGGUGUGAAACUGUUGAAACCAAUUCAAGCUGGUUCUUACCGAACACCAGAGCGAAUUGAGCUCGAAAACAUUCACCACUUUAUGCUUAACGACCAACAAGAGCUUUCCGAAGAAGCGGUAAACAAACACAAUCUGAGUGGCACAUACGACAAAAGCAAUGUUGCUGCUGAUAGUGAAUACAUGAGUGACUCCUCUGAUGAGGACAUAGAUUGGGAGGCGGUGUUGAAAGAAGCGAUGCAGGAUCAUGAUCCGAGUGAGAGCGAGAUUGACAGCGAUGACGAUCGAGAUUACGACACUUCAUCCAGAGGUUCUUGUCUGCACAAUAUCACUACUUUAUCGUACUUGGAGGAGUCUUACCUCAACCAAUCAGUGAACAGUGUUUGUGAUGAAACAAUGGCAGAUAUAACGGACGAAUCAGAAGAUGAAUGUGAAGAAAAAGUUCUUAAAUCCAACUUAUCGCCAGUGGCUGAAGAUGAUGAGCAACCAUUCAGCAAUGAUCUAAAUGAUGACGGGCCAGAAAAGAUGGCAGAUUAUCAAAAGGAGCAAGAGGAUGAAAUCAAAUCUCCUGAAGAGAAAAAGUCGUCAAGUGCCGAAUCUUCAUCAAAUGGUGAAAACAGCAUGGCCACAGUUGACUUUGGUUCAGAAGAGGAAGAGAUUGAGAUAAAUGGAGAACCUCAUAGCAUUACCAAUGGAGAAUCUGUUAAACCUUUGCAAAGAACUUUACCUCGUUCAUGCAGGGACUCCAAGUUAAAUCUGGUUAGCGAUAAUAGUUUUGAGGAUUUAUUUCAAAGCGUUGAAGUUGAAAGUGAUCAGCCAAACGAUCCGGAGACACCAGAAGAAUGCCUUUUCCUCUCCAUCUCUGAGAUGAAACUGCAUAGCCAAAAGUUUAACCUUGAACUGACACCCCAAAAGUGCAGAGUCAACUACAUUCCCAAGAAGGAGUUGUCAGUUAUAUCUGGCAAUCACAGUGAUGCCGGUCACGAUUCAGAUGGUGUUUCAUCAACAUACGAUGCUGUGCACGUUUGGUUGUCCGGUUGUCUUAAACUUGACUCUGCAAGUGACAGUGAACAGAAGCCAGCAACAAAUGGAUUGAAAGGACUAGAACUGGACACAAGUGAUUUUUCACAUGUUUCAAGUGACGACGAAAAGGUCAAGAAAGCUCAGAGUUUAUCCACUUCCUCAUCUGCAUCACCUUUAGAUGACGACACUCAAGAACUUGUCACAAAAUACAACCAAGUCCUCGAUGAGAAACAAAAUGAUGAAAAUGUUGAUACUGAUGUGGCCAAGACAGAGAAUUUUAAAGAUAAGCAAGGUGUUCAAACUCUUUCAAAUGGAGAUACAGCUGCUGGUUUAAAGAGUGUAAGUUUAAGUUCAAUCAGCACAGAAUCACUAAGUGACAAUGCAGACGUACCUCAAAGUCCUUUAAAACCAAAGUUAGACCAACAAAUAAACACUGCCACUGCUACCACUAAGCCAUCAGGUGAACUAGAAAAUACGGAUUUGUGCAAUGAUGAUGAAAACAAACAGACUGCUGAUGUAAGCACCCACCAAGCUGCCAUGCCUGAUAAGAAGCCAAGGACAGUAUUUGGUAUAUUAAGUAGUCCUGUGUCUGAAGUAAAAGACCUACCAUCUGGUCAUAAAGAAGAGCCAGAAAAAAUAGCUGCCAAAAAUAUUGAAAAUGUUAAGCCAAAAGAAGCAGAAAGUACAGAAGAAAUCAAUGGACAACAUCAUAUGCAACGUUUUGACACAUUAGACCGUGUGGAAAAUUACUUGAACAAAACUCCUGUUGGAAUUAAUGAUUCGAUCACGGAGGAGAAAUUUAUGAUAAACAGAUCAGAAGAUGGUCUUAGUUUAUCCGAUGCAUCUGUGGAUGAGGACAUCGAACUAUCUUCUAACAGUUCCUCAUCUGGUUCAGAAUUAAACACGGCACAACUUGAUGUGAGUGAUCUCAUCAAGGAUAACUCGGAUAAGAAAUCGUGUCCUCCAGAUGCUUCUCUUCUUAAAGAUAAACUUGGGAAGCAGCCAGUAAGCUCCGAACAGAAGAGGACCUUUCCUCGCCUCCCAUCCACAGAAAGCAUCAUGAUCAGAGCUUCAUUCACAGGGAAGGGAAACAACACAAGCGUUUGGAGCAAUCUUGAUAAUGAGAGCAUGACAUCAGAAAAAGAUGUCACUCGACCAACACCUCGUCCACGAAGCACUGCCUUCUGUGAUUCUUCGUUUAUUUCAAACUACAGACCUGGUCCUGACAGCACUUUAUCAUCUGAUGAAACCAAAGUUUCCGCUGCUCCAACUGAACGCAAAUCCUCAUUCGAUAGUUUGGAGCUCCAAAUGAAACUUCGCCUUCGAGCGAGGAAAAAAUGGUUUCGCCAAGAAUCCCUAACGAGCAAACAGAACAAAGAGCACUCCUCUCCAUCGCAACCAUCGGUCGCUGACUCUGGGAUUUCUCUUCGUGAUAAAGAUGCCUCAUCACCGGAUGUCGCCGAAGAUGAACCACCAACUUAUAAUUCCACUUUGAGCAAUCAAGUGGAUGUUAUAGUUACUGAACCCAACACACCAAACAACCAAUCUCAUUCAAGAUCGAAAUCAUUCGAUUCCGACAACGAUCAGUUCUUUACCCCUCCUUCCCGUCGUAACCCCCAAAGUGGGGUCAUGAACCCCAUAUCACCCACAUCAGGACGAACCAGACCCCCUACCAGUAGACAGAGAUCAUUCUUAGACGUCACGGACGACUUCGUUUCUGCCCCAACGACCCCACUCAACCCCCGGGUAUUACCCUCGGCACCCUCGAACACGAGGAGAGCGCUGCCAGCUCUUCCAAAGGUCGCCCAUUUGGAGGCGCUCUCACCUACAGGUUCCCCUCAAUCCCCGCAGACGAAAAAAUCAAUCGAUGAAGAAAUGCGAGCACGAGAGAUUCGAGUGAACGAAAGAGUUGCGAAAAUGAAAGAGUCAUCGUUACGUAACAGAAGUGGUUCUGACAUCACAAAGACUUCGUGUUCGUCAAUAGAUGAAGCUGACCUCUUGAGCAUAAUGCGCGAGUUCCGCGAUGAUGACGUCAUCGACCAUCACUCGAACGAACCCGCUUAUUCGGGGAUUUCCCCAAAACCAAAACGGAAGUCGUCUUUCCGUCAUAAGUUCAAAAGAUUGAGUAAAAAGAAAGUUGAUUCCAACUCAGAAGAUUCUGAACGAGUCCGGAGGUCUUUACCAAUCCCCAAUCUCUCUGCUGAUGUAGUGACCGGAUCAUCAUCUGCAUUUGAUUCCGCUUCCAAAAGUGAGAGCCCUGGUAAGAAGAAGAAGACAAAGCAAAGGAAGAGCAAAACCAAACUUGUAUUGCCCGAUGCGCCCGGCAACGAUAACAGUGGUACAAAGAAGCAUUCACCUGGCAAGAGAGGUUUGUUCCGCAUCUCACCGAGGAAAAAGGAGAAGAAGAUCUUACCUGAUGUUGGUGAUGGACGGAGCACUUUGGAGAGGAAAUACGAGACAGCGUCAGAACGUGAGAAAGCCAUAGUUCGAGGCGAAAGAUUUCGUGUGCUGCCACAAUUACCGACAGUUCCAGUUCGAGAAAGUGAAAAAUCUUGGAAAGAAAUCGAUCGUCUCUUGUGACGACAUAGAGGAAGAUCGCCCAUUCAGUCGCCACCAAUUUGGUCGUAAACGUCAGACUACAUUGGCUGGUCUUACGCCGUCGCAAAUCGACGCAAAGAUCACUCGUCGCGUCAAAAUUGCUGCACGCAGACAAGCGAAGAUGGAAGCUCAACGUAGAUUAACACGGGCGCAGGCGAUACAACGUCAGCUUGAAGAGGUAGAAGUACAACAGAAACUAUUAGAAGAAAGAGGAGUUAAACUGGAAAUGCUACUGCGCGAAACAUCUGGCGAAAAUGAAGAUUCUAGAACCAUGAAGAAAUGGUUUGAUCUUGUGCAAGAGAAGAACGCAUUGUUGAGAUACGAGAACGAACUUAUGAUAAACCAACGUGAGUUGCAACUGGAAGAUGUACAAAGUCGCUUACAGCAGGAAUUAAGAGAAAGAAUGGCGACUGAUGACACUCGGAAAACAUCGGAGCAACUUUCCCAAGAGAAAGAAAUCCUCAGGAAGAUGUUGGAAGUCGUGGAACAGAGGGAUGAGCUGGUCGGACUUCUCGAGGAGCAAAGAGAGAAGGAAGAUGCGAUUGAUCCGGAGGUGCUGAUGAUGAGCAAUAAGUUCAGCGCCUUCACUGGCGACCUCUCCUCAGCUAAUCGUUAAUGUUUUCCCAGUGUUAUCAGAUAUGAAUGAUCAUUUUCUCCAAAAAGUUCAGUGUUGCCAUCAAAAACACAGGACCAAAUGAUCGCAUAACCACUGUGCCCCAUUCUCAGCGGUUCUAAAUUUUAGUAUUGUGAUUUAAACCUUCCAUCAUUGUAUUCAUUUGCUGCAAACUGUGCUUACAUGGUGGACCUGUUUAUUUUGUUACGUAUUAAUCAAUGUUGCUUUUGAGCUGCUUUGUUUACGCAUGCUGUUUUUAAUCAAUGUUAUAUACUUUUGCUUUGUUACUGGUAUGUGCGGGCCAAGCAUGACAUCGACCAAAUAUUUUCAUAAGCCAUAAGGAAGCUUUACGUGCUGCCGAAAGCAAAGGCCAAUGAACUUUUACAAUCCUUAAAAACUGCUUUAAUUUUCAUCACCGCACUUUAGAUUGCACUUUCUUAAACCUAUAUCUGCGUGCUAUGCUUUAAGGUACGGGAAUAAAAGACUUCACGCAGUGCGGAAA